This is a messenger RNA of Hevea brasiliensis (rubber tree), 2133 nucleotides long. Its product is annotated as pentatricopeptide repeat-containing protein At5g04780, mitochondrial. Lineage: Eukaryota; Viridiplantae; Streptophyta; Magnoliopsida; Malpighiales; Euphorbiaceae. The coding region runs from base 153 to 2024 and encodes 623 amino acids. Gene Ontology annotation, molecular function: zinc ion binding; protein binding; RNA binding. The record is from RefSeq and is a predicted model, not a curated record. Gene Ontology annotation, biological process: RNA modification. The transcript has a single exon.
UAGCUUUAAAAAUUGUGAAGUCCUUGUCAUAGCGGGCGUAAACGGUGUGUGAUUGUUGGUUGACUUAUUGGUCAUGGUGGAAGCGUAGAAAUGAUCUCACUUCGCAUCAUCAUACCGGCAAUGAUCAAAUAUACCAACUAACAAGCAAUUAUAUGAAAACCGUGAGCAGUUACAAAAAGAGACUCAGCGACAAGGUUAAUCUCCAUUUUAGAUGCUUUUCGGUGCGAGCAUAUGCUGCCGAACCUGAAAGAACAAUACAAGAAGACCGGUUAUGGAAAGAAACAAAAGCCACACCAUUAACAAACCUGCAUUACCUCUUACAAUUUUGUGCAAGAAGUCGAGAACCCAUGAAAGGCAAGGCCUGCCAUGCACAACUUAUUCAUUUUGGGCUAAAAGCAGACACUCUAACGUGCAAUAUGCUCAUCAAUAUGUACUCGAAAUGUGGCCUGAUUGACUUCUCUCGGAAAGUGUUUGAUAAAAUGCCUCAAAGAAGCUUGGUUUCAUGGAAUACAAUGAUUGCUGCUUAUACACAAAAUAUGGACGAGCAAAAUGCUCUUACUCUUUUCUUGGAAUUGCAAAGGGAAGGAAACCCAUUUAGCGAAUUCACAAUUUCGAGUAUUCUUUGUGCUUGUGCUGCAAAAAACGAUGCUUUUGCGUGUAAGCAAUUGCAUGCAUUCGCUAUGAAGGCUGCAAUGGAUGCAAAUGGUUUCGUGGGCACUGCAUUGCUUGAUGUAUAUGCCAAAAGUGGUUUGAUACAGGAUGCCAAUAGUGUUUUUGAGGGGAUGUCAGAGAGGAGUGCUGUUACGUGGAGUUCAAUGAUGGCCGGCUAUGUACAAAAUGAGCUUUAUGAGCAGGCUCUGGUUUUUUUCACCAGAUCACAAGCAGUUGGGCUUGAGUACAACCAGUUUACUAUGUCUUCUGUUAUUUGCGCCUGCGCAGGUUUGGCAGCUUUUAUUGAAGGUAGACAGGCGCAUGCUGUUGUUUGCAAAACUGGGUUUCGUUCAAACAAUUUUGUGGCUUCCUCUAUUGUUGACAUGUACGCUAAAUGCGGUAGUGUUAAAGAGGCGUAUAUUGCAUUUUUGGAUGCUGAAGGGAAGAAUGUCGUUUUAUGGAAUGUGAUGAUUUCUGGGUUUGCUAAACAUUCUCACUCUUUGGAAGUGAUGAUUUUAUUUGAGAAAAUGCAGCAAAUAGGCAUGCGGCCAGAUGAGGUGACAUAUAUUUCUGUGUUAUCGGCAAGUAGUCACAUGGGUCUUGUUGACAUUGGACGGAGUUAUUUCAACCUUAUGACACGAGAGCAUAAUGUGUCACCAAAUGUCCUUCACUACUCAUGCCUGGUUGAUAUUCUUGGACGGGCAGGGCUAAUACAUGAAGCUUAUGAAUUAAUACAGAAUAUGCCUUUUGCUGCUACUGCAUCCAUGUGGGGAUCAGUUUUGGCAUCUUGCAAUAUUCAUGGGAAUCUUAAAUUAGCUGAAAUUGCAGCUAAGAACUUGUUUGAGAUGGAACCAGAUAACGCGGGAAACUAUGUUUUGCUGUCAAAUUUAUAUGCUGCUAAUAAGAACUGGAAGGAGGUUGCAAAAGCAAGGAAGCUUCUUAAAGAAAAAGAGGUGAAGAAGGAAACAGGCAAGAGUUGGAUUGAAAUUAAGGACAAAGUUCACAUAUUUAUGGUUGGAGAAAGAAACCAUCCUAGAAUUGCUGAUAUUUAUUUAGAGUUGGAUAACUUGCUGGAAGAGAUAAAGAAACUAGGUUAUAAGGCUGAGACAGACUAUGACCUUCAUGAUGUGGAUGAGAGCAGAAAACAAGAACUUUUAAGACACCACAGUGAGAAGCUAGCACUUACUUAUGGGUUGAUGUGCUUACCUCUGAAUGCACCUAUCAGGAUUAUGAAGAAUCUCCGGAUCUGUGGGGAUUGUCAUUCUUUUAUGAAGCUUGCAUCAAGCAUGACAGGGAGGGAAAUUAUUGUUAGGGAUGUAAACCGGUUUCAUCAUUUUAGGGAUGGAUGUUGCUCUUGUGGGGAGUUCUGGUGAUUUCUGGUUUACUAACUAAAAUUAUGGUGGUUGUUAAUUUAUACUGAAUAUUGGUGAUUCAUUCACCAUUGAUGCAAGUCCUUUGCGAACAAAAAAGGGAUAUCAUUUG